Molecule: messenger RNA, 2574 nt
Organism: Puntigrus tetrazona (Sumatra barb)
Lineage: Eukaryota; Metazoa; Chordata; Actinopteri; Cypriniformes; Cyprinidae
Gene: valopb
Product: vertebrate ancient long opsin b
Exons: 5
Coding region: 335-1534 (399 amino acids)
Biological process (GO): visual perception; G protein-coupled receptor signaling pathway
Cellular component (GO): membrane; photoreceptor outer segment
Molecular function (GO): G protein-coupled receptor activity
Source: RefSeq, a predicted model, not a curated record
AAGCGUGGACGCAAAGCGAGCGGACCUGCGAACGUUUAAUUGCAACCUUUACGAAAAGGCGCUCUUCUGGACUUCUGCCUCCUCAAGUGGAUUGCUUUGCUAGAAAAGACUGGAAUAUUUAAAACAAACAAACAAACAAAUAAAUAAAUAACAAUAAGUAAACGUAUACAGCACACAUUAAUCUUACACUUGUUUAUGUGUGUUUGAAUUCAUAUAAUUCGCUUUGCGGCGCGCACGUUCUGUGUCUGUCAGUAUAGAAACACCUGUUUUGGAUUUUCAAGAAGCUCCAUAGUGAUGAUUUGAUGAUUUUUUUCCUGAUCUUUUUUUCAUCCCAAUGCCCGCCUUAAUCGCUGUCAUGGAAUCGUUUGGGUCUUCGGUCACCGAGUCUACCGACAUCGCCACACCGGACGAUCCGUUCUCCGGUCCCCUCAAAUCCGUCGCGCCCUGGAAUUACACUUUCCUCGCCUGUCUGAUGUUCAUAGUGACUUCACUGUCUAUAACAGAGAACUUCACCGUUAUGCUUGUGACGUUUAGGUUCAAACAGUUAAGGAAACCGCUGAAUUACAUUAUUGUUAAUCUAUCUGUCGCUGAUUUUCUAGUUUCGCUGACAGGAGGCACUAUAAGUUUUCUAACUAAUGCACGAGGUUACUUCUUCCUGGGCGUCUGGGCGUGCGUGCUGGAGGGAUUCGCUGUCACUUUUUUCGGGAUUGUGGCUUUGUGGUCUUUAGCAAUCUUGGCAUUUGAGCGUUAUUUUGUGAUCUGUCGUCCUCUGAAAAAUGUUCGGCUGGGAGUCAAGCACGCAGCUAUGGGUCUUGUUUUUGUUUGGACCUUCUCCUUCAUCUGGACAAUCCCACCAGUUUUUGGCUGGAACAGUUAUACAGUCAGUAAAAUUGGUACCACCUGUGAACCCAACUGGUACUCGACUGAUUACUACGACCACACCUACAUCAUCACCUUUUUCGUUACGUGUUUUAUCCUUCCUCUUGGUGUGAUCAUUAUCUCCUAUGGCAAACUUAUGCAGAAACUCAAAAAGGUGUCAAACACCCAUGGAAGGCUGGGCAAUGCGCGUAAGCCUGACCGAGAGGUGGCGAGGAUGGUCAUUGUAAUGAUAGUUGCGUUCAUGGUUGGAUGGACACCAUAUGCCGCGUUCUCAAUUACUGUCACAGCCUGUCCCACAAUUCAUAUUGAUCCUCGCCUGGGCUCAAUACCGGCCUUUUUCUCAAAGACUGCAGCUGUGUACAAUCCCAUCAUCUAUGUCUUCAUGAAUAAGCAGUUCAGGAAAUGUCUGAUCCAGAUGUUUAAAGGAAAUGUCACCAAUUUGGACUCCACCAAUCUGAACCAGACAUCAGACAAAGGGGGCAUCACUGCCACAGCAGAGAGUCACCUUGGAGAGAUGUCUACCAUUGCUGCUCGCGUGCCUAUGUCUGUGUGCAACAUGGAGAAGAGUGAGGAUGAAGAGGAAGAGGCAGAGCAAAGCGGGAAUGGAGGUCCAAAGCAGCUCCCUUUAUCUGAUAGUCGAGUAUGUCCUUUGUAGAGAAAACUAGUCUGUCUGAAUAAAUGUCCACCUUUAAUCUAGCCUGUUGUCUGACUAAAGCAUAGACCAUACAGUCGUAACCUAUAUGCAUAUAUUAGAAUGUAUUGUUUGUGUUUUCACAUGUUCUUUGUUGUUGUUGUUUGUAUUUCUUUAUGUUGUGGCGAUUGUAGUCUUGGCGUACUGUCUACUUGUCGGUAUUGCGAUAUUACCUUACAUAAACACAAAGGAGGCAGGCAAUACAUUUCCAUACAGUCCUCUGAACGAACACUAUAUAUUUUUUAAUCUGACUGCAUUACUGAUUGCACACCAGUAAUGGUGAGGAUGAUUUGUUUGUUUGUUUGUUUUAAUGGAAAUUGAAAUGAAAGAAUAUAAUAUUGCAAUAGCUUUCAGGUCAGUAUACUGACUCCUAUUUUAUAAUCAUUGAUAGUCUACUUAAAAGAUACUGGUUCAAAAACCAAAGAGGAAAGUGAUAGGCUGAAUAGUACAAGCAUGCUGCAGACGCGUCAUUCUUGAACUAAAUCACAGGGUACACAAAGCAGAAAAAAAACGAACAGCCGAACAGCAAAAUUAAUAUUUGCUGUUUUUGAAUAUAUAAAAUAAUUAUUUUGCUUGUGAUGUUUGCCCCUCCUCUGGCUUCUUCUGGUUGGACCACUGUUUAAAAAAAGGAGAUCGAUGAGCUGCUCUGUAUCACAAAAUCUAACCCUGACCAAAGACGGUCAUUCUGGUCCAUGUUUACAUUUUAAUGAGGCACGAGUGUUUAUCAAAUUGUAUUUAUUUAGUAGCCAUGUGCACUUUGGUGUAUGAUUGCUUGUGAGUUUGAAUGAACUGUCUGAAUGUUUAAUUCGGCCAUAACGUUCAGUGUUUGUUCACAAUUUCUGUCCAAACUGAAUAUUGAUAUUGGUGUUUGUCUGUGGCAUGCCAAGUAAUGUUUUACUCAUGUAUUGAUUUCAGUGUCUUGGAGUCAUUUAGAUUUGGUGUCAUAUUUCAAUUAAUAUGAUUUUUCAAAUUUAUUUUUAAAACGUCAAUGUUGUAGAACACUA